Molecule: messenger RNA, 315 nt
Organism: Prorocentrum cordatum
Lineage: Eukaryota; Dinophyceae; Prorocentrales; Prorocentraceae
Source: the annotation of a GenBank genome assembly
AUGGAAGACAUCCGGGCGCAGGAUUUAGAGUCAUGUUUACGGAGUUUCUCUCAUGAGGGCGAUUUGCAUGUUCUGUUAGGGCAGGAGUUGGCCAAGACAUACAUUUUUCCUAGCAGUGUUGAGGGCCACAUGUUGAUCACGGGUGCGACUAGUGGUUUUGCCAGGAUCCCUGGUGUAAUCGUGUGUGAGGAGUGGACCAACUACUCCACUGCUGCCAAGCCGAUCUUCCAGGGCAUGUCCGUGGGACUUCUGCUGUCACCCCCUCAGCUCGGCCAAUUGUUUUUGCUUAGCGCUGAGUGCGACGUCGUAUCGUGA